AGCAACUGAGGCGGAACCUGGGCGGAACACUGUUGACACCAGACAAACCAUUGUACAGUUUCCUAAGGCGACACACAGACGCUUUCAGCUAGAAAAGCACUUGUGAAAAGGUUUUGUGAAUGCUCCUCUAAAGGGGCCCUGCCAAGGACCAAUGCUGUGGGUGUAGACGUGUCUGCGGGGGUCAGUCUGCCGUGCAUCGUCUGGUGAAUGCAGCAGAAUGCAGCAGAUCGGCCCUUAGGUUGAGGCCGGUCUGAUUGUCGUUGACAGCAAUCUCCUGAAGCGAGUAGGCCUCCUGCUGCUUAUGGCACACCCUCAACGCGUGAUCAUUGAUUGAGAUAGCUUAUUGUAGCUCUGUGUGCAGUCCCAAGUCUGCCUUGUUAACCAGAAGUCACUCAUCUGCAUCAAGUUUGUAUCAAGAGAGUACCUAGUAUCGUAGCCUUUCCGGAGCAACAUCCUAACAUCAAUGAAAAUUUUGGUCUAGAUUGCUCGUUGGAUUUCUGGGAGAACAUAGUCAACUCCAGAUAAAACUGAAAAGAGGGGAUUGGUAAUUGGAAUAGGCUGUAUGGUCUACAAGUUCUGAGCUCUUCUGCUUGAACAUGGCAAACGUGAAAGUGGUGACGGGAGCCCCAGCUCCAGACGGGAGGGGCACUUGCACUCUGUCUGAAAGCAUCGACAUACCUGAGGAGUUUCUGUGGAAAGCCUUGGUUAACAAGGUUUACCACUUUUACGAGUAUUUUCGUAUCUCUGAGUUCAAGCGGGAGGAGCUUCCCGACGGCUGGGUGUAUCGCAAGAUGGUCGUGCAUGAUGACGAGCGGCUGCCGGGGUGGGGCCCCCACAAAUUUGUCGAGCGCAUCAAAGCGGACAAAGAGACAGGCGUGGUUGAGUUUGUGGACCUGGACCACGAGACGGAGGAGCCGACGGGCAGGAAGCGGCUCAACAUCAUGCACCGCGGUCCCCUACGCGUCGAGUACUCUUCGCUGAGCGCCGAGGGAGUCAAGACCCCGCUCAGCAACGGCAAGCCGAUCAGCCAGCAGAUCGAGGAGGCGUACGAGGCGUGGCAGAAGAGCCUCAAGAAAAACGGCCAGUCCACUCCGGAACAGGGGGGUGCCCAAGACUCGACCGCAGCCACAGACGAACCCCCCCAAAAGCGGCCACGAGUGGACGCGCCCGUUGCGGUUGAAAAGCCCGUAGAAGACAAAGCAAGCGAGGACGAGCCUCCCUCUAAAUCAGGCGACCAGAAAGCGUAGAAUGGCACAUCCGGACUGGUGGUCUCCUCCAAUUGUCGCCGGUCCUCACCUCCCGUACUUAUUGCUGUUGGCCCGCGUUUGUAAAGUUUGAUGCCGUAAGGAAGUUUAGGAAAGGAGUUCUGAGCUAGCUUUACUUUUGAGUGGAGCAGAGAUCUUGUGGGGUUUUCAUAAGCUUACAAAGCUCGCUUCAGUCUAGACGGGCCUGGCUACAGCGGGACGGUGAGAUUAGCAAGCGGAGCGCCCGAGGGAAAAGGAAGCGCGCCCUACACGCAGCCAAGCUGUAUUACGAACGGUUUUUUUUGUAAGCACUUACCACCGGCAGUCUAGCGCCAAUAUCAAGUUCAAGAGCAUCAAGUUGAAUAUACGGUGUCACCAGAAGAUGAUUUGCCUACAUCAGCUAGAGCCUGCACUAGCAAGCGGCCGCAAUACUCCAGAGCAGUAAAAAGCACGCACGAUCAAAGCUGCCAGGACCCUACCGUCGAGCAGGACGCUUUUAUUGUACCGUGUAGUUGAUGAGCCGGGUUCGAAUGAUCAAAAGAUAGGUAUAUUGCUCGUCUUCAAGGUCAGAGAUCCUCCAGGCUCCUGGUCGCAUAUACACAGCUGCUAAGCAUGACUUCAGGUUUUCAAAAGCUUGUUUGAUUGUCAUGACAAACCGCACCUGGUGUCAACUCGCAUUAGCUUAAGCCUAUCGGUAGCCAGGUUGGGGGCCAGAAUUAUUGUUGCGCAGUAAUUGGUGAUAUGGUUUUUAGGGGGUCCAUUUGAUCAUCAUAUGGGACCUGCUGUAUUCAUUCACGCUACGGCUAAUUGGACGCUACCCAUGCUGAACCGGACUCUUUGACCAAGUCUGAAGCAUUGAAAUUCGGG
This is a messenger RNA of Klebsormidium nitens, 2111 nucleotides long. The record is from the annotation of a GenBank genome assembly. NCBI's taxonomy places the organism in Eukaryota, Viridiplantae, Streptophyta, Klebsormidiophyceae, Klebsormidiales, Klebsormidiaceae.